AUAACCUUUCAAACUCGGCUGCCGAUAGAAUGGCCAAGAUUAUUAUGUUGCUGUUUUCUUUCUUUACGUUGGCUCUGACUGGAUUGACUUCACCGCGUGUUGUAACAAGUAUUGAAGUUACUCCUUCAUGUCAGGUAUUGCAGACAAAACAGGAGUUGGGUAAUUUAACUGUUAGCCGAGUAUUUGUAUCAGAUCACAAUCUUUCAGUUUGUGCAAACAAUGAUACAACGUGCUGUACUCCAGAUAUGGAACUACGACUUCACACGCUCAGUCAAAGCAAUAUACGAAAUAUACAAAUAGCAAAAACUGACUUAAUCAGGAAAAUAUUUAGUAAAGGUGUGAUAAAAUUCAGAGACUAUUUUGAGGGUCGUAUUGACUCAUCAGAUCGAGCAUUGGACGAGAAAUUCACAAGACGUUAUAGAAAAGUAUACGCAAAUAAUUCUCAUGUAACCAAGUCAUUCUACAACAGAUUACGGAAACACUAUAGGAAUGGUGAAUCUAAAAUAUCUGACAUUGUGGAUGAUUUUUUUAAAGAAGUACUGAAAAGAAUGUAUUUGUUUACACAAGGUGGCACUUCAGAAAUUGAUGUAAACUGUAUUCCGUUGACCUACGACAGCAUACAGCCAUUUGGUGUGAUUCCAAGACGGAUAAUUCCUCGACUAGAAAGGUCUAUUACCGCAGCUAGAACAUUGAUUCAUAGUUUACAUCUUGGGAAACAAGUUGUUACAAAACUUAGUGACGAUAUAUGGUUUUCUAAUGAAUGUUGGAAGUCGAUUACAAAAAUGAGUCAAUGUUCACUUUGUGCUGGUUACAGCAAUCUUAGGCCGUGUGCUGGACAUUGCAUUGAUGUUUUUACCCAAUGUUUCUCUGCAUUAAAUGAGAUGGAACAUGUCUGGGAUGAAUAUCUAUCCGUUUUAGAUGAUCUUAGCUAUAAACUUACAACAGAAUAUGAUUUCGAUGCAGUCACAGGAGAGUUACCUUCUGAUAUAUCUCAAGGAAUAGGAAACUGUCAAGAUUCACUUGGAGAGAUUAUAUCUAAGAUUGACAAAUUCUGCAAUAAGGGCAAAAAGAAGCAGCAAACUAGAGCGGUAAUAAUAUCAAAUGAUGAUUUCUUCUUGGAGAGGAAUGGCAGAGUAGAAAGAAGCGAUUAUGAUUCCGGAAAGGAAUUAAGAUCAACAUUUAGUCCCUUUAGAUUGAUGAACACAUAUCGAAGACAUUUUAAUCAACUGAGAAAAUUUUGGGCAAGGCUUCCAACUGCCAUGUGUGAUGAAACAGUAGUUGCCACCAAUUCUACAGCCUAUUGUUGGAACGGUUUUAAGAUCGUGAACAAUACUGAAUCUGUUCAGCAACGCAAUGUAAACGGGACUGAUCAAAAUGGCCAAAAUGACAUCACAAUUACCUCCUUGAUAAGUCAGCUCAAGACAAUGAUAAAGAAAAUGAAGGCAGCUGUUGAAGGAACAACUGUAAUUCACUCAAUAAUUGAAGAAUAUAGUGGGAGUGGGCAAGGUAGCGGGAGCGGAUCUGGGGAUGAUGGUAAUUAUGUUGAUAUGGAUGGUGAGGAUAAGGGUAACGAAGAUUCAACUUCAAUAAAUGAUAUAUUAGAUGCAGAAAAUGAAACUCCAGAAGACAACAGUGUGGAUAAACCCAUGAUACGGGUAGCAUCUCCUGCUUUAGAAACGAGAGAAUCUGGAAUUGGAAGCGCAAGUUGUCUCCCUAUAUCUUUUCUGUUGUUAAUUACAUCACUUUUCAUUCAGCUCAUAUAGAAUUACAGCUAGAAAUACAGCUAGAACUCUUUGCAGGAUAUUCAUUUCACGUUUCGAUUAAUAUACUGUCUUUUUGGGAGCUUUCAUUAUUUGUUUGGCUCACCCCUACAACUAGUCCUGCAUCACACUUGGCAAUUUCUGGUUUGAGGUGUCGAAGAAGGAGCUUACCUGAUGGAGAAAGGCUGGUAAGCAAUGCGACGUAGGAAUUAAAUUUUGUAAAUUUAUUAUGUCGGGAGGCCAGGAAAGAAAGUUAUCGGGACCGCCUACUCUGCGGUUCCUAUUGCUGUAAGAUGAUCUCUUGAGUACGAAUGUCGUGUGUUGUUAAAUCAAUGUUAAUGUGAACAUUUCUUUUGAAUUUAAAAAAUCUUCCUCAUGCCCACAGUGGUACGUAAAAACAAGACAUGUAUUAUGCACCAUUGCCAAUGACGAUCAAUGACAACAUUGUUCCCAGGGUAUUCCUCGUUUGAGCUUUAUUAUUUUAAAAUGCACUUAAGUAGAUAGGGGCGUAACUAUGGAACGAUAAUUUGGACGGGUUUGUUUUGUAAGCUAUUGCACUUACAAAAGAAAUCCGUCGGGCAGAACUGGAUAUAUGAAUAUUGACCCCCCCCCAAUUAUCGUUCGAGUUACGUCACUGGAAGUAGAGUAUAUUGGUAUUAGGGAUUUUAGAACACAUGGUCAUAAUGGUGGAAAGAAUACUUUUUACUAAAUAUCUUUACUAAAAUAAAAAUUGUAUAUAUUAUGUAAUCAUAAUAAAUGUAUCACGAUUUUAAUAUUAUUUU
Dendronephthya gigantea is the source of this 2542-nucleotide messenger RNA. Its product is annotated as glypican-6-like. The transcript has 6 exons. Gene Ontology annotation, cellular component: cell surface; plasma membrane; extracellular region. The coding region runs from base 30 to 1763 and encodes 577 amino acids. Lineage: Eukaryota; Metazoa; Cnidaria; Anthozoa; Malacalcyonacea; Nephtheidae. The record is from RefSeq and is a predicted model, not a curated record. Gene Ontology annotation, biological process: cell migration; regulation of protein localization to membrane; regulation of signal transduction.